CAUAGUUGACUAACAAACGUCAAACUUCAAACGUCAAACGUGAAACGUCGUUUUCGCAACAAGGAGUAAAAAUUUAUUUUUACGAAAGUGAAAACGGUUUCAGAUAUAAAAUAACUAAUUAAUUUUUUGGAACAUAUUUAAAACGGACUCAAGAAAUACCAUCAAUUUAUUGCCUGUAUUGUGUGUGCAGAUUUUGUGAAAACUAAACAAUGGCGGAUCCACUGAGUCUCCUGCGCCAGUACAACAUAAACAAAAAAGAAAUUAUUGAACGUGAUAAUCAAAUAAUUUUCGGUGAAUUCUCUUGGCCGAAAAAUGUGAAAACAAACUAUUUAAAAUAUGGUUCCGGGAAGAAAGGGGCACCACGCGAAUAUUACACGUUGGAAUGUUUAUUAUAUCUGCUAAAAAAUGUUAUGCUCCAGCACUCGGUGUAUGUGCGGCAAUGUGCUGCAGAGGAUAUACCGGCAGUCAAUCGGCCCGAUCGCAAAGAGUUGCUUGCCUAUCUUAAUGGCGAGACUUCAACAUGCGCUAGUAUAGAUAAAAGUGCCCCACUUGAAAUCCCCACACAAGUAAAACGACCUGCAGACGGAGAUGGGCCGGCGGGUGAUUCACUUGCGAAGAAGGCACGCUUUGAAGAAACGCAAGUGCAGAAGGUGCGUGAGCAGCUGGCAGCACGUUGGGAUGUCAACAAAAAGGAAACUACGGUCAACAUAGAUAAUAUCAAAUCGCUCUCGGAAACGAUGUCCGUAGAGAAGAUUGCUGCUAUCAAAGCAAAGCGCUUGGCCAACAAACGUACUACCAUCAAACGCACGGACAAUGAAGAUGCCAUGGCUACAGAUUUACGUGCCAUACUUGAUUAUGAUGUGGAUUCAACGAAGCAUAUAAUAAGUCGCGAAAGGCAAUGGCGCACGCGUACAACGAUUUUGCAGAGUGCGGGCAAAAUGUUUGCAAAAAAUAUCUUUGCUAUUCUGCAAGGCAUAAAGGCGCGUGAAGAGGGACGAAAUAGGCCGGCAGCACAACAAGCAAUUAAAAUGCCAGAACCGGCGCGUAUUGCCAAACCGCAACCACAACUGACGCAAUAUAAUCGUUACGAUCAGGAGCGUUUCAACAGGCAGAAAGAAGAAACCGAGGGAUUCAAAAUCGACACACUGGGAACUUACCAUGGCAUGUCACUGAAAUCAGUGACAGAGGGAUCACUGGCACAACGCAAGGCAAAUAUGGCACCCCAAAUACCUGGUCGUCCAAAGGAACUGCUGCCUACUGCUCAAGCUCGUCAAGUAGCGCCAUCGGCCCAGAAACGAGUCUCACGUACGCCCAUAAUUAUAAUACCUUCCGCCAAUACCAGCCUCAUCACAAUGUAUAAUGCCAAGGACAUUUUGCAGGAAUUGAAAUUUAUCUCGACAGAAGAUAAGAAACGUGCAGGUGGUACACGCGAUAACGAAGUCUUGUUGCAGCGCAAACGAAACAACCAAACUGUGCCUUAUCGUAUUAUCGAUAACCCUCAGAAGCUUUCGGCUCAAGAUUGGCAGCGAGUUGUGGCAGUAUUUGUAAUGGGGCCUGCUUGGCAGUUUAAAGGCUGGCCUUGGGAUGGUAACCCGGUCGAAAUUUUCUCCAAAAUUUGUGCUUUUCACUUACGCUUUAGCGAACUGAAACUGGACACCAACGUAGCAAAGUGGUCCGUUACGGUGUUGAAUCUUUCUCAGAAUAAACGACAUUUAGACCGCGCUGUAUUAAUGACUUUCUGGGAGACUUUGGAUAAAUACAUGGCAAAAAAUAAACCUGAUUUAAGAUUUUGAAGCACCUGUACACGCGUUGUCGCAAAAUCAGUGCUUACUAAUGCUGCAGCACAUCAUACAAUCCUCUAUUGUGCUAGAUAUGAGGGAGACUUUUUUGUAUUUUUAUUUUUCAGAAAGAAACCUUGUAGUUAGUAGUUCAAUUAAUUUAAAAUAACCUCGAAAAUAUAAUGCAUUAUCACUGUCGACAAAAUGGAAAGAAAUUCGCUUCUCAUGUCUGUUUCAAGCGCGCAGCACGUUUAUAUGACUGAAUUGUUCUCCUUCCACAACAUAGUAAUACAUUAAAAAAAACACAUCUUCAUCGAAACCAUUUCAUUUUCAUUUACUGCAAAGAAGCCAGCCUGCAAGCCUCCUGCGAGACAUAAUACAUACCUAGUGUGUUAAAAACCAAAAACAAAUUACAUAUAUAAAAAAAUUAAAA
Molecule: messenger RNA, 2211 nt
Organism: Anastrepha obliqua
Lineage: Eukaryota; Metazoa; Arthropoda; Insecta; Diptera; Tephritidae
Gene: hyx
Product: parafibromin
Exons: 8
Coding region: 210-1793 (527 amino acids)
Biological process (GO): transcription elongation by RNA polymerase II; positive regulation of transcription elongation by RNA polymerase II
Cellular component (GO): Cdc73/Paf1 complex
Molecular function (GO): RNA polymerase II complex binding
Source: RefSeq, a predicted model, not a curated record